Molecule: messenger RNA, 579 nt
Organism: Gongylonema pulchrum
Lineage: Eukaryota; Metazoa; Nematoda; Chromadorea; Rhabditida; Gongylonematidae
Source: the annotation of a GenBank genome assembly
GAUCAGGAUUCGUUUGUUCAACGCAAAGUGCUGGGCCCCGAUGACUUGCGCUUCAAUAAAACACACUUCGAAAAAGAAAAUAGUUGGGAGCCAUCGAUUCGUAAUUCGCCACCGCCAAUACCGCAAAUUCACGCUGAAGAGCUUGCUGCUCCUGCUAAUUUCACAGAUUCGCAACUUCUUCCUUCGGCAACAUCCACAGAUAUUCCAAAACGAGUGGUUUCUGUUGAUACUGAGAAUACUCCUCCAUCUGUUCCGCAACGAUCGAAAGAUUUUUUGGAGGAAAGCGCAGAGCUCAAAAAAACGCCAACGAAUUUCUCGCAGGGAAGCAGUGAACCAAAAAUGUCCACACCGAACUCAUUUGACUCACGGCGAUCACUUCGAGAUUUGACGAUGAAUUGUAUUUCUGCUAUAUAUCCCGAUCCGGUCGGCUCUCACUGUGGAGCAGAUUUCAGAGCGCCUAACCGUACAUUUGAUAAACUUUCUGCCGUUGGUAAAGAACAGCCGUCACUCAGCUCAUCAGCUAUUGCACGAGUUCUUUCGGUUAUUGUUUUAAUCAUUUCUUGUAAAAUUUUAAUUUAA